AUGACCAGCCGCAUGCGCCGCUGGGAAGACCUGCGGGAGAAUUUGCAGCAACACAUCCGAAUCCUGGCCGAUGAGGCCUGGCCUUUAGAUGUCCGGGAAUCGCGACAAGCCUUGCUGCGGCCCUCCUUAAGCGCCGGCUGGGCCCUCACCGAACAUGCAGCCAUGACCAGGAGCAACUACUUUUCUGGUGAAGGAUCAAUCCCUUGUUACAGCCUGCGAUGUGCACAGUGUCCCAUCGGUGAGGUAACAUUGCGAAGCGCUGUGUUGUUGACGGCAUCGAAGGAGAUACUACAGACACUGUUGAGCCCGGAGAAACCCCAGGCAACCCGAAAUCUGGUGACCUACAGUCUGUGGGACACUUUGUCACUUGCUGUGAAGGUCCAAGGACAUCCUCAACAGCGGCUGGCCGAUCUUCGCCAUUCUGGCCUCCCUGGCGACGCUGAUCACCGGGAGCAAAUUCCUGGCAGAGAACGACGAGUUGAGAGUCAGGAGAGAUCUUGCCAAAGUCUUGCGGCCCCAAAGUCUGGAGGAGGAGGUAUCCUCCUACCUGGGUCCUGA
Messenger RNA from Cladocopium goreaui, 558 nucleotides. The record is from the annotation of a GenBank genome assembly. Lineage: Eukaryota; Dinophyceae; Suessiales; Symbiodiniaceae.